AUGGAAUGUCAGCCAUGUCGUAAACAGAACCGGCAUUCAUCUGCAAAAUGUUGGUGUACCGAAUGUGAUGAAGCGUUAUGUCAUAGCUGUAAAUCUCAACACAAAUCAUUCAAAGUGAGCAGAAAUCACAACGUGAUCGAAAUAGAGCAAGGGUCCGCUCUGUCGACAGAGUCUGUUGGUUUUGGACAUGAAGAUUGGAUUUUUUGUCAUGAGCAUAGGGAUAUAUCGGUAGAAUAUUUUUGCAUUAAACACGAGCAGCCAUGUUGCAUUCUUUGUAAAAGACAAUAUCAUAGACAUUGUUGCGACGUUGAGAAGGUUGAUGACGUCGUAGAUGACAACAAAUUGGAAACCGUCACAACGGACCUCUUAUUAACUGUCGGAGAACGAAAAACCCGCUUAACAACAUUUGCUGAUAAUGAAAGGUCGAAUCUGAGAGAUUUGGGGAUUAUUAAGACUAAUUUUAUCAAAGAAUUGAAGAAUGCCAGAACCGCCAUUAAUGAACACAUAGAUUUAUUGCAAAAUGACGUCGAGCAAGAAAUGAAUAAAAAAUAUCAAAAUCACAUGUUGGAAGUAAACAAAAGAUUAACAGAUAUUAAUACCAGAAUAAAAUAUACGGCUAACCAGUACAAAGUUAUAAAAGAUACUUCAGUAAAACCUGCGUUGUCCUUAGGGCAGAAGUAUUUAAAGAUUAUGCAUCUGAAACAUAUUGAAGAUGGUUAUAACGAAAGCCAUAAGACUAACCCAAAACACAAUUUACAAAGUAUUGCCGAUUUCAAGCUGUCUUACGUAAAAACAAAAGAUGGUAUAGAUGUACGUCACAAUAAUAGGAAUUUGCAUGGUCCAAAAAAUGGGACGGACACAUAUCGCGAGGAUUCAAAUAAAGAAACGGUCGAAUCAGGGUCUUCUGCUGUGGAAUUGGAAUCACAAGCUUUCAAUUGGAAAAUGUCUAGUCCAGUUUCAAAAUUACUAUUAACUUCUCCUGUAACAAGUUCACCAAAUCUGCCUUUGACUACGCAAGUUGGAUUUUUAAAGUCAUCCUGUAUUUCCCAUACUACACAUCUUCCCUUUGCAGCCGAUUCAGGAAACAGUUCACAAUUUAACUUUUGCCUUAAGAAGUCAUUUCGUAUCGAAAAAAAGAACAAAGAUAUUUUCAUAAGUGAUGCAAAAUUGAUGCCAAACAAGUAUCAUAUAGCUAUAGCGGAAACGUCUAAUCCCAGGUGUAUGAUGUACACUAAAGAUGGUUUUAAAAAAGGUCAAGUUCAAUUAUUUGGUAAACCCUAUAGUAUAGCAGUUAUGGAGGACCACCGUAUAGGUGUAACUCUUAUUGGUGUGAAGAAAGUCUGUGUAAUAGAUACAGAUGAUUGGCAUUGUAUUAACAUCAUUGAUUUAAAUGAUAGCUGCAAAGGACUUGUUUAUUUUGAAAACAAUCUAUUAGUCAACUGUAUAAAUGAAGGGCUGAUGUAUGUAAAUGAUUCUGGGAAAAAAGUCAAAGAGAAUAGUAAUAUCAAAGGGGAAUUUUAUUUCCAUGUCGACAACCAGGGAAAUCUUUUCGGUGCUAAGGAGAAAAUAAAACGCAUUCAUGUUUGUAAUCUUACCAACAACAAACGAUAUAAAUACCUUGUGAAAGGUUUAAGCAAUCCGAAAGGGCUGACAACUGAUCGUGAUAAUAACUUAUUUGUUUCAUGUUAUGAAAAUGAAACAAUUUUUGUAAAACAUUCCCUCCUCUCACUAGCCACAGAAGCUAUAGAGAAAUCAAGUGGCAUUGACCGCCCUAUGAGUAUUGACUACGAUCAACAAAACGAUGAACUUCUUGUAGUGAAUAAUUCGGGACAUUCUAUAUUCAUAUUUAAAAAAAAUGAUCAAGUAAAAAACAAAGGAUAA
Mytilus trossulus (common blue mussel) is the source of this 1881-nucleotide messenger RNA. RefSeq lists its product as uncharacterized. Gene Ontology annotation, molecular function: zinc ion binding. The transcript has a single exon. Lineage: Eukaryota; Metazoa; Mollusca; Bivalvia; Mytilida; Mytilidae. The record is from RefSeq and is a predicted model, not a curated record. Bases 1 to 1881 code for a protein of 626 amino acids.